Austrofundulus limnaeus is the source of this 1659-nucleotide messenger RNA. It is a transcript of the gene marchf9, whose product is annotated as membrane-associated ring finger (C3HC4) 9. The record is from RefSeq and is a predicted model, not a curated record. Gene Ontology annotation, molecular function: ubiquitin-protein transferase activity; zinc ion binding. Lineage: Eukaryota; Metazoa; Chordata; Actinopteri; Cyprinodontiformes; Rivulidae. Gene Ontology annotation, biological process: protein ubiquitination.
GGGGAGCUGUUGAGUCCAUGUCGCUGUGAUGGCUCAGUGCGCUGCACACAUCAGCCUUGCCUCAUCCGCUGGAUAAGUGAGAGGGGCUCCUGGAGCUGUGAGCUCUGCUACUUCAAGUACCAGGUCCUGGCCAUCAGCACCAAGAACCCUCUGCAGUGGCAGGCCAUCUCUCUGACGGUGAUCGAGAAGGUGCAGAUAGCCGCUAUCAUCCUGGGCUCCCUGUUUCUCAUUGCCAGCAUCUCCUGGCUCAUCUGGUCCUCCCUCAGUCCCUCGGCCAAGUGGCAACGUCAGGACCUGCUCUUCCAAAUCUGCUACGGCAUGUACGGCUUCAUGGACAUCGUCUGCAUAGGCCUCAUCAUCCACGAGGGCUCGUCGGUGUACCGGAUCUUCAAGCGAUGGCAGGCCGUCAACCAGCAGUGGAAAGUUCUGAACUACGAGAAGUCUAAAGACCUGGGCGACCCAGUGAGCUCCAGUGGUAAAAGCGGCGCCCGUAGCUCUCGCAGCAACCCCCACGGCCUGGCCAGCAGCGGCCGAGGGCGACACAGCAGGAGGCUAAGAACUAUUCUGAACCACCACUGCGGCUACACCAUCCUGCACAUCCUGAGCCAGCUGAGGCCCAACGACCCGCGCAUCAGCGCCGCCGCCAAUCGAGAAGUGGUGAUGAGGGUCACCACUGUAUGAGAUGGCUGUGCGGAGCGGGAAAAUCCUCCUCUUUGUGUCAGAUGUGAGCCCGUGGAGGAACCUGUGGACCUAAUAUUUGAAAAAAAAAACUGGAGUGAGGACUCGUGAGGGCGACAGGAUCCCCGCGUGGAUCCGACCGACGCCCCGAGCAUCAACACGAUGAACACGAGCGAGGACUUCUCCUCUUGUUUCCUACAGCAGGAAACCAGAUGCUCCUUUUCAAUAAAUGAAAAACUGUUGAGAAUAAGGACGGACACACAUUCAAAGACUGAAACAGGAGGCGGGGGAGGGGGAGUUGUAAACAGGCUUUAUAACCCAAUCCAGUGCGACAUGAUAUUUUUUUCCAAUUCAAUAUCUGGAUGCACAUAAAAGCAUUUUGUUUCUGUUUGUAUUCCUCCUAGUUUGAUUUGUAUCGCUGGUUUUUUUCUACUCAGUUUGGUUUUAUAGGGAUGACUUUAAAGGAAACUGUGUGCGGAAUAACUCCAUACAUGCCAAACCUUUUCAGACUAUUUAUAAGGAUUUUAAAAUUUCUACAUACAAGCCAGCCAAUGCUGGUAAAACGACCGAAAACUGAGACUAAACAGACCUGAGGGGUACGUAGAACUGUUCAAAGAUCAAUAAAUCAUCAAUAAUAACAAUUAAAAAAAAGUUUAAGUCAGUAAUAUUUCUGUUACAUUUAACCUUUCUGCAAUAAACAUACAUAUGUACAUUUCACAUGGAAUUCUGCAUGGGUAUAUAAUUUAUUCUUCAUCACAUAACAUAAGCACAUGACAAAUUUGCUCUAUUUCGAAUGGUGCUUGCCAGAAUAAACACUUAAAAAAACAUCUGUUUUCAUUGUACCAACCUUUGUCAGUAUGACAAAAGGCAGUGUGUUACAGAGUCAGCUCAAAUACAGAUUGUUGCUGCUGUGUGCUGAUUAAGAUUUGAUAAGUUAAACAUUGGAUUAAAACUUGGGAUCAGAUGAUCUCUAAUCUUUCA